Limanda limanda (common dab) is the source of this 2045-nucleotide messenger RNA. Its product is annotated as UDP-glucuronosyltransferase 2A2-like. Gene Ontology annotation, molecular function: UDP-glycosyltransferase activity. The transcript is spliced from 6 exons. Bases 235 to 1827 code for a protein of 530 amino acids. The record is from RefSeq and is a predicted model, not a curated record. Lineage: Eukaryota; Metazoa; Chordata; Actinopteri; Pleuronectiformes; Pleuronectidae.
AGCAAGAGCCGGGCGUUCUGGAGUCUGUUUUGACUUUUUACCUCUAUUUGUAGAGGUUAUUCUUGAUAUUUGCCGCUACCUUUCACCUCGGACCAUUUGUUUAAGGUGCGUCUGUUAUCUAAUGCAUCAAGUGGAACUAUGACCCAGACCCAAGCUCUGUGAAGUUAAUAAUUGUUUACCAAGGAGCACAAUAUAAAAGGAUCCAGCAGCUUUUCUUCGUGACACACAGCCACUAUGGAGCAGAGGCAGCACCUCUUUGUUUGUGUGCUUCUGGCACUUUGUGCCACUCGGACGGCGAAUGGAGGGAACAUUCUGGUGUGGUACACUGAGGGCAGCCACUGGAUUAACAUGAAGCCUGUGCUGGAGGCUCUGAUGGACAGAGGACACCAGGUCACCGUCCUGGCUCCGAGCAUGACUCUGUUCAUGAACACCAGUAUUUCUUCUCGCUUUCAGUACGAAAACUUCGAAGUAUCACUCCCACUGAAGGAGAUGGAGACGUUUUUUGACGACUUUCUUCAAUUCACCAUGUAUGAGAUGGAUCAAAUGAACACCUUGCAGAUGUACAUGAAGUUUAUUGAUCUGAUGGCGGUCAACCUGCAGUAUACUUUGAGGUAUUUGGACGGAGUGCUGAAAUCAGACACCGUCAUGAAGAAGCUGAAGGAAGGAAAAUAUGACCUUCUCCUGGCUGACCCCGUCUACGCCGGCAGUGACUUGACAGCAGAGAUUUUGGGCAUCCCUCUGGUUUUCUCUCUGCGCUUCAGCUUUGUGAAUAACUGGGAGAGACACUGUGGUCAGCUACCUGCUCCACCGUCCUUUGUCCCCGCUGUUAUGAGCAAACUGACAGACAAGAUGGACUUCUCAGAGAGAGUGUUGAACUAUGCCUUCUAUUUAAUCAAUGACAUCAUUUUGAACAACAUUUAUUGGAAAAAAGUAGAUGCAUAUUACUCCGAAAUUCAAGGGAAACCGACCAGUGCCUGCCAGACAAUGAGUAAAGCAGACUUCUGGUUGAUUCGAACCUACUGGGAUUUUGAAUUCCCUCGUCCAUUCCUCCCAAACUUCAAAUACGUUGGUGGGAUCCACUGCAAACCUGCUAAACCUUUGCCAGAGGAUAUGGAGGAAUUUGUGCAGAGUUCAGGAGACGCUGGCAUCGUGGUCUUCACUUUGGGAUCCAUGGUCAAGAACAUCACUGCAGAGAAGGCGAACGUGAUCGCCUCGGCCCUCGCUCAGAUCCCACAAAAGGUGCUGUGGAGAUACAGUGGAGACAAACCAGAGACUCUUGGUGAUAACACCAGAAUAUAUGACUGGAUCCCUCAGAACGACCUGCUGGGUCACCACAAGACCAGAGCCUUCAUCACCCAUGGUGGCACCAAUGGGAUUUAUGAGGCCAUCUACCACGGUGUUCCAAUGGUGGGCAUCCCCUUGUUCGGUGACCAACCAGACAACAUGGCCCACAUGAAGGCCAAGGGAGCUGCAGUUACCGUGGACUUAAACUUCAUGAAGCCUGAGGACCUGAGAGAUGCGAUCAAUACUGUUAUCAAAGAGAAAUCGUACAAGGAGAGUGCCAUGCGGCUGUCCAGUAUCCACCAUGACAGACCCACCAGUCCCCUGGAUGAGGCCUUGUUCUGGAUCGAGUUCACCAUGAGAAACAAGGGGGCCAAGCACUUGAGGGUCCAGGCUCAUGAGCUGACCUGGUACCAGUACCACUGCCUGGACGUCCUGGCCAUCUUCCUCGCCAUCGUCCUGCUCAUCACACUCCUCUUCAUCGGGACCUGCCGUUACUGCUUUAGGAUGUGCUGUGGCAGGAGAGGCAAGAAAAAGACUGAGUGAUGGACUUUAAGAUUUGAAACGCAGUCUGCAAAGAGGUGACGGGUGAAACACUGACAGUUCUCAGGUUUUCAUGUCGAGUCUGAGGCACGUUGUGUCCCCACAAUGUCCUGGAUGUGCGUUUGCCAUCAGUGAUCCUCAACUUCUGACACGACUUAGACUAUAAAUGUCAUGUAAAAAGUAGAUUGACCGCACUGUUGAAUAAAGAUCGGUAAAAGCUC